AGUGUAAUUUUCUCUUCGUUUCAAACGGCCGUCGCUUCCGAUCGCUUCCGUGGAAGGCGACCGACCUCCCAGAGCUUAGGGAAGACGACGGGAGGGGGUUAUAGGAACAGAGAGUUCGGAUUUCAGAUCUCUUCGUUCCUCAUCGGAUAGUCGAUUGAGUCGCACUACAGAUCUGCUAAACAUGACGGAAUUGGUAUGGAAGUCUCAGAUGAAAGUGAAAUUACGAAUGCGAUGGCUAUUUUAUCAUCAAUCCCUUAUGAUGAAUGGUUUUCAGUUUCAACUUCAGGCUAGCGGCCAUCAGCUCGCUACAAGGUGACGGACGCUGGGGAUGUGACGCUCCUAUUGACCGUGCGUGGACCUCCGAUGAGACUAGCCUGCAAGCACAAAAGCGUCAGUGCCGAGCCAGGAGUGGUUCCCCGGCGAUGACCCUCCGACGCUCAAGUCAGAUCUCUGGCGAAAGCAGCAAGCAAGCAAAGAAACGAAAGUGGCAGCAUAACGUUUGGUCCAUUGAUCUAGAAAAUAGCACCUGUUCAUUUGUAGAGACCUUUGGUAAACAUCCGAGAGCUAGAGGAGGGCAAUCCACAACUUUGAUUGAUUCUAAACUUUUUAUGUUUGGUGGAGAAGAUAGAAAGAGGAAUUUGCUAAAUGACCUAUAUACCCUUGAUUUAUCUACCACGAUGUGGGAGGAGAUUGAAACCAAGAACGCAUCUCCAGCACCGAGAUUUGAUCAUUCUGCUGCAGUGUAUGCAGAUCAAUAUAUUUUAAUCUUUGGUGAUUCAUCUCAUUCAAUCUGUUUCAAAGAUUUACAUUUACUUGAUUUGCGGACUAUGGAAUGGUCACGGCCACAAACUCAGGGCGCAUAUGUGACUCCUAGAGGUGGUCAUGCUAGCACCAUAGUAGAAGAUAAUUGGUAUAUAGUGGGAGGCGGAGAUAAUAUUAGUGGAGCCACUGAAACCAUUGCCUUGAACAUAUCUAAGCUUGUGUGGUCAAUCACCACAAGUGUAGGCAAACGCGAUCCACUUGCUAGUGAGGGUCUUAGUCUUUGCUCAGCAAUGCUAGAUGGUGAAAAGGUGAUCAUUGCCUUUGGUGUUUACAAUGGGAAAUAUAACAAUGAGGUAUUUGUUCUAAAAAUUAAACCUAAAGAGCCAACACUACCUCGACUUCUUCAAUCACGAGCAGCUGCAGCUGGUGCUGCUUCUGUAACAGCUGCAUAUGCCAUAAUCACUGGGACUGAUGAGGAAAAUGUGGAUUUGAGAAAGACAGUCGGUCAAGAUAUCAAGAGCAACCAUAUUGAGAAUUCUCAGAAGCUUAGUGCUAUUGAUAGUGUUACUCUUAAAGCAGAAAACAAGGUAUUGGAAUCCAGGAUAAUGGAAAUAAGACAUGAGAAUUUAAGGUUACAAACCAAAAUUGAUGAGAUGGAUAUUGUCCAUACUGAAUUAUUAAAGGCACAAAUUUCUCAAAUUCAGAAAAGUCAGGAGUCAUGUAGUUCUUUAAAGCAUGAGUUUGAUGUGUUACGUCAUCAGAAAUCUCAAGUAGCUCAGGAGAUGGUUGUUGCACAGAAACAGAAAUCUGGGGGUGUCUGGCAAUGACUUUCUGGCACCACUGAUGACGCUUAGUAAAAUGAGAAGUUGUGAAAGAAAGAAAGAACGAAAGAAAGAAAGAAAGAGUAAAGGGAUAAGACUGCCAUUUUUUUUUUUUUUGAGAUAAAUAGCCAUGGGAGUGAGUGAGAGAGGGACCCGUAUUAUACAAAGCUACCAUGGC
Molecule: messenger RNA, 1761 nt
Organism: Zingiber officinale
Lineage: Eukaryota; Viridiplantae; Streptophyta; Magnoliopsida; Zingiberales; Zingiberaceae
Product: acyl-CoA-binding domain-containing protein 4-like
Exons: 12
Coding region: 264-1589 (441 amino acids)
Molecular function (GO): protein binding
Source: RefSeq, a predicted model, not a curated record